This is a messenger RNA of Cornus florida, 2239 nucleotides long. Its product is annotated as importin subunit alpha-1a-like. Gene Ontology annotation, biological process: NLS-bearing protein import into nucleus. Gene Ontology annotation, molecular function: nuclear import signal receptor activity; protein binding. The coding region runs from base 153 to 1748 and encodes 531 amino acids. The record is from RefSeq and is a predicted model, not a curated record. Gene Ontology annotation, cellular component: nucleus; cytoplasm. The transcript has 11 exons. NCBI's taxonomy places the organism in Eukaryota, Viridiplantae, Streptophyta, Magnoliopsida, Cornales, Cornaceae.
UCAAACCCGAACCCUCCUCCAUUGCAGCAGCUGCUCUCUCUCUCUCUAUAGUCUCUUCCUCUCUCUAUAUAGUCUCUUCCUCUCUCUCUCUAGAUAUAUAUUUGUAUACAUAUAUAUAGCUAGAGACUGUAUCAGUUGAUCGACGGGCUACCAUGUCGCUGAGACCGAACUCGAGAACCGAGGUUCGCCGCAACCAAUACAAAGUUGCCGUCGAUGCCGAUGAAGGUCGGCGGAGGAGAGAAGACAACAUGGUGGAGAUUCGGAAGAAUCGAAGAGAAGAGAGCUUGCAGAAGAAGCGACGAGAGGGCCUUCAGGCUAAUCAGCAAUUCCCUACCUCAGUUCAGGCCACCUCCGCCGUCGAGAAGAAGUUAGAAAAUCUACCUGCAAUGGUUGCGGGUGUCUGGUCUGACGAUGGCAAUUUACAGCUCGAGGCUACUACUCAAUUUCGGAAAUUGCUGUCAAUAGAGCGCUGUCCUCCAAUAGAGGAAGUUAUUCAAUCAGGUGUUGUUCCUCGUUUUGUUGAGUUUCUUAUGAGGGAGGACUUCCCACAGCUUCAGUUCGAGGCAGCUUGGGCUCUCACAAACAUUGCUUCUGGAACAUCUGAGAACACCAAGGUGGUAAUUGAUCACGGGGCUGUCCCAAUUUUUGUGAAACUUCUUGGCUCUCCUAGUGAUGAUGUUCGGGAGCAGGCUGUGUGGGCUUUGGGAAACAUCGCUGGUGACUCCCCCAAAUGUCGUGACUUUGUUCUUGGCCAUGGAGCUUUGCUUCCUUUGCUGGCACAGUUAAACGAGCAAGCCAAGCUUUCUAUGCUGAGAAAUGCUACCUGGACGCUUUCAAAUUUUUGUAGGGGCAAGCCACAGCCUGUUUUUGAUCAGACAAAGCCUGCACUUCCAGCUCUUCAGCUUCUUAUUCACUCAAAUGAUGAAGAAGUUUUGACUGAUGCAUGUUGGGCCCUUUCUUAUCUUUCGGAUGGUACAAAUGAUAAAAUUCAAGCUGUUAUUGAAGCAGGGGUUUGCCCCCGCCUUGUUGAGCUUUUACAUCACCCAUCUCCUUCAGUUCUGAUUCCUGCUCUUCGCACGGUUGGGAACAUUGUCACUGGAGACGAUAUGCAAACUCAGUGCAUCAUCAACCAUCAGGCACUACCCUGUCUUCAGAAUCUUUUGACAAGUAAUUUCAAAAAGAGCAUUAAGAAGGAAGCUUGUUGGACUAUCUCAAACAUCACUGCUGGCAACAAGGAGCAGAUUCAGGCUGUGAUUGAGGCUAAUAUUAUUGGCCCUCUCGUUAAUCUGCUUCAAAAUGCUGAGUUUGAUAUCAAGAAGGAAGCUGCAUGGGGAAUCUCAAAUGCCACCUCUGGCGGUACUCAUGACCAAAUACAGUACCUAGUGAGUCAAGCAUGUAUCAAGCCAUUGUGUGAUCUUCUUGUUUGUCCCGAUCCGAGGAUUGUGACAGUCUGUUUAGAAGGGCUUGAAAACAUCUUGAAGGUUGGUGAAGUUGAGAAGAAUCUGGGUCGUAGUGGAGAUGUAAAUGUCUAUGCUCAAAUGAUUGAUGAUGCCGAGGGUUUAGAGAAAAUUGAGAACCUUCAGAGUCAUGACAACAAUGAGAUCUAUGAGAAGGCAGUGAAAAUUCUUGAGACAUACUGGUUGGAGGAGGAUGAUGAAACGAUGCCACCAGGUGAUGCUUCCGUUCCAGGGGUCCCAUUUGGAGGGGGUGAGCUUCCUGUUCCUUCCGGUGGCUUCAACUUCAACUAAAGGACUUCCAAGAAGCUGUUUCAUUGAAGUCCUCAGUCUGUGUGGUGAACAAAAAGAAGAAAGGUCCUCGUUGCAUGUGGUGGGAUUAUAGUUGUGGAGUCUAGUAGGUGUCUUGUCUUCUUGUUUCGGGUCCUGCUCGGUCCAUUCUCAAGUGUGGUUGAAGGCUUUGCUGCGCUAUCUCGGGUUUCUAACAAUGCCGGUAAAUGUAGAGCAUUAUUGGUGUCUGGUUUUGUUGCUUCUACAAUUCCAUGUCUUGAGACAUCUGGGUUUUUUUCGCUAUUGUUUAUUUUAAAUAGGCAAUUCGUUCAAUAGAGAAGUAUGAUAGGUUCUGGUAUCGUAGUUGCUACUGUCCAAGUAGUCUUUAUUUUGUACUAUUUGUUACUGGGUGAUUUGGGCACUUCAACAAACUGUUAUUCUAGCCCUUGUAAUUUUUGGGAGCAUGAGAAUUCUUUUUCCUUAAAAGCAUUUAUAUUGAUGGUUUUUUUGGGUCC